AUGCAGCUGGCACUGGCACAGCGCAGGGCAUUCCCUAUUAUGACCAGGUGGGAUCCAGGCCUCGUGCAGGCAAAGCAUGAGAACAUCAUUGCGUACUACAAUCACUUCAUGGAUAACACCACGCUGCUGAUCGAGCUGGAGUACUGUAAUGGAGGGAACCUCUACGAUAAGAUUCUGCGACAGAAAGACAAGUUAUUUGAAGAAGAGAUGGUGAUUUGGUAUCUCUUUCAAAUUGUAUCAGCUGUGAGCUGCAUUCAUCGAGCAGGAAUUCUUCACAGAGAUAUAAAGACAUUAAAUAUCUUUCUAACCAAGGCAAACCUGAUUAAAUUAGGAGACUAUGGGUUGGCAAAGAAGCUGAACUCUGAGUACUCUAUGGCUGAAACUCUUGUGGGAACACCAUACUACAUGUCCCCAGAACUCUGCCAGGGGGUGAAAUACAACUUCAAAUCAGAUAUUUGGGCUGUGGGCUGUGUCAUCUUUGAACUUCUCACUCUGAAGAGGACCUUUGAUGCUACAAACCCCCUGAACCUUUGUGUGAAGAUUGUGCAGGGGAAUCGGGCCAUGGAGGUUGAUUCCACUAUCUAUUCUCGGGAGCUGAUCCAGAUGGUCAAUUCCUGCCUUGAUCAGGAUCCGGAGAGGAGACCUACUGCAGACGAACUGCUUGAACAACCUCUGCUCAGCAAGCGUAGGAGGGAAAUGGAAGAGAAAGUCACACUGCUUAAUGGGCCAAACAAGCGACCAAGGUCAAGUGCCAUGAAUGAGGCGCCCAUUGCAGUCGUGACUUCACGCACUAGCGAGGUGUAUGUCUGGGGGGGUGGCAAGUCCACCCCCCAGAAGCUGGAUGCCAUCAAAAGUGGCUGCAGUGCACGCCAGGUGUGUGCUGGUAACACUCACUUUGCUGUGGUGACAGUGGAGAAGGAGCUCUACACCUGGGUGAACAUGCAGGGGGGUACCAAGUUACAUGGGCAGCUGGGACAUGGAGAUAAAGCCUCCUACCGGCAGCCAAAGCAUGUGGAGAAGCUGCAGGGAAAAGCCAUUCGCCAGGUGUCCUGUGGGGAUGACUUCACAGUCUGCAUCACAGAUGAGGGCCAGGUGUAUGCCUUUGGCUCUGACUAUUACGGAUGUAUUGGCAUCGACAAAGCUCAAGGCUCUGAAGUGCUUGAGCCCCUGCAGUUGGAUUUUUUCCUUACCAACCCUGUGGAGCAGGUCUCAUGCGGAGAUAACCAUGUGGCAGUGCUGACCAGGAACAGAGAAGUCUACACGUGGGGCUGUGGGGAGUAUGGACGCUUGGGCUUGGAUUCAGAAGAAGAUCACUACACCCCUCAGAAGGUGGAUGUUCCAAAGACAUUAAACAUCGUGUCUGUUCACUGUGGCUGUGAUGGGACUUUCCUGCUCACCCAAACAGGCAAAGUUUUGGCAUGUGGACUCAACGAGUUCAACAAGUUGGGCUUGAAUCAGUGCACAUCAGGGAUAAUUAACCAUGAUACAUACUGUGAAGUGCCCUACACCACUUCCCUCACUUUGGCCAAGCAGCUCUCCUUCUACAAGAUCCGUACCAUUUCUCCAGGGAAGACCCACACAGCUUCUAUUGAUGAGCGAGGCCGCCUGCUCACCUUCGGCUCCAACAAGUGCGGACAGCUUGGCGUUGGGGACUAUAAGAAGCGCCUGGGAAUUAACCUGCUGGGAGGCCCCUUGGGGGGUAAGCAGGUGAUCAGAGUGUCGUGUGGAGAUGAAUUCACCAUAGCUGCUACUGAUGAUAAUCAUAUCUUUGCAUGGGGCAAUGGUGGGAAUGGGCGACUGGCAAUGAUACCAACCGAGAGAGCUCACAGCUCAGAUAUUUGUACCUCAUGGCCUCGGCCAAUAUUUGGAUCUCUGCAUCAUGUCCCUGACUUGUCGUGUCGUGGCUGGCACACCAUCAUCAUUGUGGAAAAGGUGCUGAACUCUAAAACCAUUCGAUCCAACAGCAGUGGCCUGUCCAUUGGCACUGUGGCUCAGAGCUGUACCACUGGAGGAGGAGAAGAGGAGGAAAAUGAAGGGGAAGCAGAGACUCCUGAUCCCAGUGGAGGGUUUCGAGGAACCAUGGAAGCAGAUCGUGGAAUGGGAGGCUGGAUCAGUGCUACAGAAGCGAAGGGGAGUGACAUUUCUGACAGCAGCUCCUGCCCUGGGUGGCUGCGCAAGGAGCUGGAGAAUGCUGAAUUCAUCCCUAUGCCUGACAGCCCCUUUCCUCUGAGCAUGGCAUCCUCGGAGCCUGAAAAGGAGACUCUUCCUUACCAGGAACUUCAAGGACUAAAAGUGGCCCCCGAGGAAUCUACUGGAUUCAACAAGCCCAAAACAGAGGCCUGGGUAACGUUAUUUAGGUUUCCCACAGUGAAUGCUUGGCAAAAAUAUCCUGGGACCGUAAAACAGCAGUGUAUGAAUUAUGGGGAGAGCUCGGAGGGGGGUGUUGGAUUGGCCUUAUUCUUCUGGAUGAGGAAAAGAGGAGUGUUGAUAAUCAAAGAUGAUAUAGCAAAUACUGUGAAGAGAAUGAUUCAAGGCAGUCUAGAACGUGAGGCAGGAGGCUGUGCCCUGCAAGCAGAAGUGGCCCAUCUCCGGGGCCUGGUCUUGCAGUGUCUGGAUGAGCAGAAGAAGCUGCAGCAGGAAACCGUUCGUCUGAGCACCCAGCUCCAGAGGUUCUGCAGCGGGACGGAGGGAGUGCAGUGGGUGGAAGUUCAUUCCAAAGGAACCCAGACAGCCAAAGAGGAGAUGGAAGUAGAUCCAAAACCUGACUUGGAUUCAGAUUCCUGGUGUCUCCUGGGAACGGACUCGUGCCGCUCCAGCCUCUAG
Tinamus guttatus (white-throated tinamou) is the source of this 2823-nucleotide messenger RNA. NCBI's taxonomy places the organism in Eukaryota, Metazoa, Chordata, Aves, Tinamiformes, Tinamidae. The record is from RefSeq and is a predicted model, not a curated record.